AGAACCCACUACGUUCAAUCACUAUCAAUAAAUACAAUUCCAGUAUCACGAUCAUGACACAUAAGCACGGGAAACAUACUCCUCGUCUUCACAGGCUCGGAAAAUGGAUGCCCUCCACCCUGGACAGCCACCACGAAUGGCUAGGCGGGCUAAUUGCUCACGUCGACAGCAAAGCCGACCACGAGCUUCACCCAGUGAUGACGGAAUUCCAGCACCUCAUUGAAAGCAACACACGGAUCUACCUCCUUAUAGAAGCUAUGUUCACCGAGGUCCCCCGUAACAGAGUCUACGCAACAGACCCUACCGGAUGUCCCCAGAUCCGAGACUACAAACAUAUGAUCCAGGUCCUGAACCAUCUCCUCACGACGGCGCCCUCAUGGAGUGACUUUACGCAUCGCGUCGGUCUCGUCGGGCUACCCAUUAACGCAGUGCUGGACUGGCCCAUGGGCACACCCAGCGGGUACGCUGCGUUCCUAGAUCCAGAGAUCAAUGCUAUGAUCAAAAAGGUACUAAACGCCUGGGGCGAGUACCUGCAGUCUCCUGAGUCGGCGCAGGUGCUAGAUGACUCGCAAUACGGAUGGUUCGGUGAAACGGGGAAGAAUAACCUCGUCACAGUCGCCAAUGUAGGACAGACGAACUACUCCUUCGAGGAUACGUUUAUCUGUGACCCCUCUCAGAAAUACCACGGGUAUAAAUCAUGGGAUGAUUUCUUUACUCGGGUCUUCAGACCUGGUAUUCGCCCUGUUGCAUCGCCAAACGACGACAACGUAAUAGCCAACGCCUGCGAGUCGCAGCCCUACAAGGUCGCUCGUAACGUCAAGGGUAGAGACGUCUUCUGGAUAAAGAGCCAGCCAUAUUCAGUCUUUGAUAUGCUGGCGCAUGAUUCCCUUGCUGAACAAUUCGUGGGCGGAACUAUCUAUCAGGCUUUCCUCAGCGCGCUGAGCUAUCACCGCUGGCAUGCACCUGUCAGUGGCAAGAUUGUGAAAGCCUAUGUUGUUGACGGGACGUAUUACUCCGAGCCGCUAUUCGAAGGUCUAGGAGAUCCACAUCCCCAUGAUAUUGAUUCUGUUGGGGAAGUCACGGCCCAGGAGUACAUUACGGCGGUUGCUACGAGGGCAUUGAUUUUUAUCGAAAGUGACAAUCCUGCAAUUGGACUAAUGGCUUUUCUCGGUAUUGGAAUGUGCGAGGUUUCGACUUGCCACAUCACCGUCUCUGAAGGUCAGCAUGUGAACAAAGGAGAUGAGAUUGGAAUGUUUCAUUUCGGUGGGUCAACACAUUGUCUGCUGUUCCGGAAGGGUGUCAAUGUCAAUGAAUUUCCAUCUACGGAGACGAACCAAAACGUCCCAGUUAAAGGUCAGGUUGCUGUUGUGACACCUUGA
Messenger RNA from Aspergillus nomiae NRRL 13137, 1379 nucleotides. Its product is annotated as phosphatidylserine decarboxylase family protein. The record is from RefSeq and is a predicted model, not a curated record. The transcript is spliced from 2 exons. Gene Ontology annotation, biological process: phosphatidylethanolamine biosynthetic process. The coding region runs from base 54 to 1379 and encodes 441 amino acids. Gene Ontology annotation, molecular function: phosphatidylserine decarboxylase activity. Gene Ontology annotation, cellular component: mitochondrion. Lineage: Eukaryota; Fungi; Ascomycota; Eurotiomycetes; Eurotiales; Aspergillaceae.